GCAUGCGCGAGGUCAGCGAGUAUCUCUCUUUCGCUUCCUCUUUCUUUGUUUACAUUCUGUCUCGUUCGCUCUUUCAGCAUUUGAAUGGUCAUAAACAUUUUUGGCGGUUAGAAGUUAUUAAAGUGAUAAGGUGAUAUAUUAAAGUGAUAAAGUGAUCCAGAAUAGUGUUAUAUAGUGAAAGUAAAGUGCAAAAAAAAUUAUAAAGAAAUAGUGAAAUUUGAUUGAAGCAUUAUCCUAAGAGAAAAUAGUUAACCUAUAUAAAUAUUUAUAUAGAUUUUCUAUUUUUUUAUAGGAAACUGCACUUUGAUCUUGGCUUUUUGUUUCAGAUAUUCCUGUUAUUGGCUUUUAAUUUUGGUGACAAACUGAAAAAUGAAUAAAAAAGGAAAACAGUGGUGUGCUGUGCCGAAAUGUAUGAGUACUGUCGCUGUGGAAAAACGACACUUCUUUAGAUUUCCAAAGGAACAUGACAGAUGGCUGCAAUGGAUUAAAGCAACCAAUAGACUAGAUUUGGAACAAAAAGGUCCAAAUUAUGCUUACAAUAAUUGUACAAUAUGUCAUCUGCAUUUUGAGGAAAAAUGAUUUAUAAAAAAGACCACACUCCGUUUACAUCCAGAUGCUGUACAAACCAUAUUUUU
Molecule: messenger RNA, 635 nt
Organism: Solenopsis invicta (red fire ant)
Lineage: Eukaryota; Metazoa; Arthropoda; Insecta; Hymenoptera; Formicidae
Product: 52 kDa repressor of the inhibitor of the protein kinase-like
Exons: 2
Coding region: 370-579 (69 amino acids)
Source: RefSeq, a predicted model, not a curated record